GCAACCAUCGUGCUAGUGGAUGCCAAGCGAAAACCUUGGUUCUGCAAGAAGUGCAGGAAGGUCGGUCACAAGGAAAAGUUUUGUGACACUUUACGACAAAAGAAGACUGCGGGUCGCACAGAGGCGACGCAGAAAACUCAGCAUACUAAAGAGAAGUUCUCGAGGAACAGAAACAACAGAGGUCCGAGAAAACAAGUACGAAUCGUCAAGAUUGCAAAUGCAGCAGUUCAAGCAAACUCUUCCCGUGUGUACAUCGACGCUGUAGUGAACAACUACUCUGUCAAAUUCCUUCUCGAUACUGGAUCAGACAUCACGUUACUGAACGAGAAGAUUUGGAAGAAGAUGGGCUCCCCAGCAUUGGAAAAGACCAAUAUAGUCGUGAAAAACGCAAGUGGAGAUACCAUGAAGAUAUAUGGAAAGCUUAAAUGCAAGAUUACCAUGAAAGGUGUCACUACUGAAGGAGACGCCUAUGUGACGCCGCAUAGCUCACUCUUGGGUCUCGAAUGGAUUCGAGCAAAUGAGAAUUUGAUGUACCACAUAGAAAUGAUGGCUGAAGUGAAGGCCAACUGCAACCCCAGACAGAGGAAUCAGAAAACUCAAGAGAAACUGUCAGAGGAUACGUUCAAUGUUAUGCUGCAAGCACACCGACACAGAUGUCUUGAGGACAGAACUGAAUCAUCGACAAGGUUGUACGCCGAAGAAAAUGGAAGGAAGAUGAAGCAGCAAUACGACAGGAGAAACGGUUCUAUUUCGAAGGAAUUCCAUAAGGGAGACGACGUGUACGCGCAGAUGUGGAAAGCCCCACACUCCACAUGGAAGCAAGGAGUUGUCGCAAAACGCCUUGGGAAGGUCAACUAUGAGGUCCCCGUGGAAGGAAGACUGAUGCGGAAACACGCAAACCAAUUACGACACAGCAACACAAGGACAAGCUGGAAUCGUGUAGACAAAUCGUUGAAAACCCUGCUCGACAUGUUAGAAUUGGAUGACAAUAGGCUAAGAAGCAACGACGAGACUGCUAGUGACUUGGACGAAUUCGCUGAUCGUAUGACUAGGAAUGACAUCGGUCCGCAGGCAAGUUUCGGAGGUGGAGAUGUUCCACCAGUGGGAGACAACAGAAAUCAAAGCGUUGUGCUCGUUCAUGGGCUUGCUGCCAGCGCAGGCACCCUCGAACCCCAGCGGCAAUACCUUCUAAAGGCAGGUUUAGCUUCCAAUAUGUGA
Messenger RNA from Cooperia oncophora, 1218 nucleotides. The record is from the annotation of a GenBank genome assembly. NCBI's taxonomy places the organism in Eukaryota, Metazoa, Nematoda, Chromadorea, Rhabditida, Trichostrongylidae.